AUGGCACCAAACGAUAACCAUUUCCCAUCUUCAAAGCCACCAUCCACCGCUCCUCCUCCUCCUCCGCCGAUCCCAAAUGGAUCAUCAACAAACUCUAAACCCAAUCCCCUCCCGCCACGUCAGCCUAUCCGUCAACAGCUCUACUCCGACCCCCGUCAACAACAACAACGACGGUGGCAGCGGCCAAGCAACCGCCGGAUCUGCUGCUGCUGCUGCUUCUGGUCGAUCCUAAUCCUCCUCAUCACCCUCCUCGUCGCUUCUCUCCUCGCAAUCGGACUCUACGUCGUCUACCAGCCUCGUCCGCCGUCGUUCACCGUCGCCUCGCUCCGAAUCCACCGCUUCAAUCUCACCGCGUCCCCCGAUUCCUCCGCCGCGCACCUCUCCUCCCUCUUCAACUUGACGCUGAUCACCAAAAACCCUAACUCCCAGUUCGUCUUCGAUUACGAGCCGUUGGUACUCUCCGUCGUGACUGAUCCGGACGCGAUCUUCCUCGGAAACGGCACGGUUCCGGCUUUCUCGAGCGGAGAGAGGAAUCUGACUUCGUUCAGAGGAGUCGUGCUGACGUCCACGGAGGCUCGCGAGCUCGAUUUCGGCGAUGGAUUGGGAUUGAAAUCGGAUUUGAAGCGGAGGAGUGGAUUGGAUCUGAAGAUAGUGAUGGACACCAAGGUGGAGAUUAGAAUGGGGAAAUUGAAAAGCAAGAGAGUUGGGAUUAGAGUUUCUUGCGGCGAGAUUAGAGGGAGCUUGCCUAAAGGUAAAGCCGUUUCGAUGGCGUCCACUGAUAAGUCCAAGUGUAAGGUUGAUCUCAGGAUCAAGAUCUGGAAUUGGACAUUUUAA
Molecule: messenger RNA, 834 nt
Organism: Brassica napus (rape)
Lineage: Eukaryota; Viridiplantae; Streptophyta; Magnoliopsida; Brassicales; Brassicaceae
Product: NDR1/HIN1-like protein 6
Exons: 1
Coding region: 1-834 (277 amino acids)
Cellular component (GO): plasma membrane
Source: RefSeq, a predicted model, not a curated record